AUGGCUCCAGGGGCCUCAAAGAAGUCGUGGGGCAGCGUGGAGGUGGCCCUGGUUGACCUCUGUGCCAUCCUGCUCUGCUGUGGGCCGAUGCUGACCUGCUGCCGCCGGGUGACCAUCUCCCCAGCAGUGUUAACUCGCCCUGAAGGUGACAAAGCCACUUUCUACUGCAAUAUCUCCAUGGAGAAUGACUCUGGUUCAGAGUACAGCCUCAAUUGGUACAAGGAGACCAACCACAGCCAAGCCCAGAAAACUGCUGAGAUCAGCCGAUACAAGACCACGACAGUGACAGAGAACUACCGGCUCAUCAACAACACUCCUGUCUUUGAGAUUGAGAUCCUGAACCUCCACCAGAAUGACUCAGGCUCCUACUACUGUGGACUGAUCACCUUCUAUGAGCCCGAUAAAGUGAUGGAGAGCAAGAGGGCCCAGCUGAUAGUCACAGCAGCCCCCCAGGUGAAUGCUACUGACGAGCCGGAGAUGGAGGAAGGCAGCCCCUCAGAGCACAUCAAGGCCAUGCUCCUGGGCAUCCUCCUGCUGGCUGGAGUGGUUGUGCUGCUGAUCUUCGGCUACCUCACCUUUACAUACAGGAGAGGAGAUGUGCAGAAACCACCGAGUGAAAACAUGCCAGUGGAAGAGAAGCCCCCCGUGGUGUUUGUAUCCACUGUGGACUAUGGUGUGCUGGAGUUUCAGCGGGACCAGCACAGCCUGGUGCCCUCCAAGACUCAGCCAGUUGAACAGACUGAAUAUGCCACCAUCAUCUUCCCUGAGGAGAAACCUGUCACACCGGAGCGUGGCAAGAAACACCGGGAGGAGAGGACUCGACAGCUGCCAUCACUGCCCUGCUGA
Molecule: messenger RNA, 846 nt
Organism: Zonotrichia leucophrys gambelii
Lineage: Eukaryota; Metazoa; Chordata; Aves; Passeriformes; Passerellidae
Gene: PDCD1
Product: programmed cell death 1
Exons: 5
Coding region: 1-846 (281 amino acids)
Biological process (GO): positive regulation of T cell apoptotic process; negative regulation of immune response
Cellular component (GO): membrane; external side of plasma membrane
Source: RefSeq, a predicted model, not a curated record